GGGAUACUGUCACACAAACGUGGAAUGUAUGAAAAAUGGCGGCGAAAAUUGAUUCAAAGGGGAAACAAAACGAUGAGGUUUUCAACACCAACAAAUCGUUCUGGCGACUGAAACGAUAUGGACGGUUUUUACCCCCGACUUCCAAAUGCGACAGGACCUCCUCCUGGAAGGUCUUUGAGCCCAGUGACACUGCAGGGCAUCUGGCGUUAACCAUUGUGCAGUCAGGACACCUGCUUGUUUCCCAAGACCAGGAACUUUUGGAAGGCUUCUCCCUGAUCGGUGCUCCGAACUUCCUGAAAGUGCAGCGGAAGUCCGACAUCCUACUGUUCCGCAUGAUGGCCAAGGGGGAGAGCCGCAUGUUCAGGCUGCAGUUCGAGGGCUCCAGCAGGGAGGAGGCGCUGGAGGAGUGUGCCGGCGCGGCGCGGAGGCUCCAGGAGUACCUGCCCGUCGGCGCGCCGCAGACGAACCCGCCUCCCAGCGCCCAGGAGCACGGGACAUCCAUGGAGGAGACAUCUAAUGACGUACCUGGAGUCAAACAAGGCUCAGUAUCUGUGAGAGAGCUUGUGCAGUCUUUCCUGGGGCAGCCUGGCUCCUCCCUGCCUCUGGCGUACUGCCACUCUGCCCUACCGAGCCAGGAGCUGGGGCCCUUCCUCCGACUCUGCCUCCUGGACCACAGCUUCCCAGCACUGGUGGAGGAGGUGGAGAAUGAGCUGAAGAAACUGGCCCAGGACUAGGAGAGCGAGCCAAUCAGGCGCCCGAGCUGGAUGAAAUGGAACUGGCAGGUGGUACGGGAGGCUGUCCUCUGGUUUUGUUGCCGUGGCUAAUUUUGAGAUAUUCGAGGUUUGGUAACACACCUGCCUUGGUCUAAACUUAGUCCUUGAUUUUGGCUCACAAUCAGAGACUUUUUCUUUGCUUUUUUUGCUGACACAGUUUGGCAAUUUCACUGAUCACCAAAAUGAAUUUUUUAAAAUUGUGUUGGAAAAUACUCUUUAAAAUGAUGUUUGCUGUUUGUUGUUCUUAUCCAUCUUUGUAAUAUUUCUGAAAAGAAACCAGACACAUUGGUACUUUGGAGUGGUUUAUUCUUAAAAAUGAUUGGUUUCACAUGUU
Anguilla rostrata (American eel) is the source of this 1107-nucleotide messenger RNA. RefSeq names its product REC114 meiotic recombination protein (gene rec114). The transcript is spliced from 6 exons. The coding region runs from base 36 to 734 and encodes 232 amino acids. The record is from RefSeq and is a predicted model, not a curated record. NCBI's taxonomy places the organism in Eukaryota, Metazoa, Chordata, Actinopteri, Anguilliformes, Anguillidae.